CUCUCUCGUUCCUCCUUUGAUCUUCCCAGCCGCAGCUGCUCUACAUAACAACUCAAAGCCGAUUGCGUCACUCGCGGGCAAGUUAUAGUUAAAGUUUUUUUUCCCCUGAACUAGAGCCUCCAGAGGCAGCAGCAUCCCUUGCUUUAGUCAAUGCAAUAAGGAGAGAGAGAAAGAAAGGAAGGAAAGGGGUGAGAGAGAGAGAGAGAGCAGAGCAGAGCGCCCUAGCAAUGGAACAUCAGCUGCUAUGUUGCGAAGGAGAGGCUAUCAGAAGAGCUUAUAACGAUCCCAAUCUCAUCAAUGAUCGUGUCCUGCAGACUAUGCUCAGAAGCGAAGAGAACAGCCUGCCCUCUCUCAGCUAUUUCAAGUGCGUCCAAAAAGACAUUGCGCCUUCCAUGAGGAAGAUUGUUGCGACUUGGAUGCUGGAGGUUUGCGAGGAGCAGAAAUGCGAGGAAGAGGUGUUUCCGAUGGCCAUGAAUUAUUUGGAUAGAUACCUGUCGAUCGAACUGACCAAGAAGACCCACUUGCAAUUACUGGGAGCUACUUGCAUGUUCCUGGCGUCAAAAAUGAAGGAAACGAUUCCGUUAACAGCGGAAAAAUUGUGCAUUUAUACCGACAACUCUAUCCGGCCCGAGGAAUUACUGCAAAUGGAGCUGCUUGUGCUCAACAAGCUGAAGUGGGAUCUAGCCUCUGUGACCCCCCACGAUUUCAUUGAACACUUCCUCAACAAGCUACCCAUACCCAAGGACAGCAAGCAGAUCAUCCGCAAACAUGCACAGACAUUUGUGGCUCUAUGUGCUACAGAUGUCAAGUUUAUAUCGAACCCACCGUCGAUGAUCGCAGCUGGCAGUUUGGCUGCAGCAGUUCAUGGCCUCCACCUGGGGGAUGGCAACAGCUUUCUUUCCUAUCAGUCUCUCACAGACUUCCUAUCACAAAUCAUCAAGUGUGACCCGUUUCUGUCUGUCUACUCUCUUCACUGUCCUUGUGAUUGUGAAAACUUCUAUCAAAUCUCCUCCUCAGCCGUCUCUUCAACAAAUACUAUUCCAACUUCUUCAAUUGGUUUUCAUCACCUGAUGUUUCUCACCCCUGGAACUAUUCUUGGAAGCCUCUUCAAUGCAUUCACAGCCUUCCUAUAAUGUGGUAUCAGAACUCAGCACAGUAUUCUAGCUGAAGUGUAACAAGUAUUUUACGCAAGUUUGUAUGUUUUGUUAACUGCUCUCUCUACCUGUCCUGCCACUUUCAACUGUCUGUCAACGUACAACAUUAUAAUGGAGAAGCGAUUAUAAUUUUAAUGUGACCCCCCAAGCAGAAAACCCUCCCAGUGCAUCUGGCCUGAGCUAUUUAUAUUUAACAUGAGUAUCAUUAGGUAAAACAGGCAAUCAAAGUCAUCUGUGUUGAUUUCUCUGCUGGGUAGCUUGGCGUGAUUUGGUCCUGGAGUUCCUGCUUAUACAUCGUAACUUUUCAGUAAUUUGCAUUUUAAGUAACAAAGUUUCAAUUGUACAUUUAGUGCCAAAGUGCUAGUAAUGUCAUGGGGUGUACGUUCAUGGUUACUGAAAAUUCUGUGAUCGUAGAAUGGAGAUUUGAUUGGAAUUUGAGAGAAUUUUAACUGGCUAUUUAUAAUGAAAUGUGUGAAAGAGCGCUUACCUUAACUUCCCAAUUCUACUUUAAAUCUGGGAUGCGCUUUAUAGAUGCACACCUAAUUGAAGAAAAAGCUGAGCAUUUAGAGUACUGGUUUUGGCUCUGUCUCCUUAGCAAUGGGUCUAAUUUCCUGUUUUCACUUUGAUCACCAGUAAUUGAAACCCAAAUUAAGUAUAAUUGGGACCCUUGGGCAGUCUUGUACUUCUCAGAAAGAAUGGUUUCGGCCCCAUUGUGUGAGUGCUGUGAAUUUGUUAGGUCUGAUCAAGUUUCCAGCAUUCUAAUUGUUUUUGGCUUAAUCUUUUGAACUACCCACACACCUUUUUUGUAUUCGGCAUCUGUUAUUCUGGGAAGAUUCAAGACCUGAGAACGCUCCAAAACAAAUGUGAUCCUUCAUUUGGCAAUCUGGACACAGCCGUCAGUGCCCCCACCCAACCCACAUCCCACUUAAUGUCCAGUCUUUCCAUCACCGUCCCCCACACCACCCAUUCUAGGAAACGUAAAAAGAUUAUAAAUAAAGGGAGGGAAGCUCUCUUUUUCAGGAUUUUUGAGUCCACUUUAAAUCUCCCAAGGAAUGAAGGACGGCACUGAAUACCACAGUCUAGCAGAGAGAUGUAGGCACUCGUAGCAAGUCUCAUUGUGCUCUGAGUGUGAACCUGUAGCAUUGAUGUGGAGGUAUUGUCUCACGGGAUAUCUUUCUUUUAGCUCUAGGGGUGUCCACCGUCUCCUCACUUAGCUGGGAGUCAGGGGUCUAGCUGAUGAGGGGAGUGGUGGGGACAUCCUCAGUUCAAUUUCUCUCAGAGGAAGUGAUGGUGAGCAAUUGUCAGAAAUGUGAGGGUUUCUGUGACAGUAAACACCAAGCUCAUCAAAAGACUUUCAGAUCAAUGAAUUGAUAAUUUAAAUGAGCAGUUAAUAGAAAUGACCCUCGCAUUACCAAGCAACAAAGUUGAAUAAUAAUGAAGCCUUUUUUGUUGCCUUUUUGAUUAAGAAGCAGAGCUAGUGGGAGAGAGAAAAAGAAUCGGCCCCAGUUCUGGAUUACCAAGGAAUGGAGUGGCAUCUGGAGCUAAGCGAAGGCAUUAGAUUUAACUAACAGUGGGUCACCUCUGGGGGGGCUCACUCUAAUCAGACCUCCCACGAAUUCAUGUGGAAGUAUGUGCUGGAGGUUAGCUGACUUUCAUCGUCUCCUCUCAGUCUCCUUACCCAGUGACAUGGUGGUCCAACCACAGUCCAUAAGAUAUAGGAGCACAGCUAGGCCGGUCAGCCCAUUGAGACUGUUCUGCUCUUCAGUCAUUCUCCUGCCUUCUCCUUGUAACCCUAGAUCCCCUUACUAAUCAAGAGCCUGCCUAGUUUUUGAUUUAACUACACUCAAUGACUUUAUGCAGGCCUGCCAGUAUUUUAAGUUUGUAACAUGCCCCCAAUCCUUCCUCUCUGGGAUCAUUCUUGUAAACUCCUCUGGACCCCUUCCAACGCCAACAUAUCCUCCCUUAGAUAUGGGACACAAUACUGCUUACAGUAUUCCAAAUACAGACUGACCAGGGCUUUACACAGCCUCAGCAAUACAUCCCUGCCCUUGUAUUCCAACCUCCUUGAAAUGAAUGCUAAUAUUGUGUUUGCCUUCCUAAAUGCCAACUGAACCUGUAUGUUCGCCUUAAGAGAAUCCUGAACUAGUACUCCCAAGUCCCUUUGUGUUUCAGGUAUCUAAAGCCUUCCCCGUUUAGAAAAUAAUCUAUGUCUCUAUUCUUCCUUCCAAAGUGCAUGAUCUCACAAUUUCCCACAUUGUAUUGCACCUGCCACUACUUUGCCCACUUCCCUAAGUCAGUCCAAGUUCUUUUGCAGCCUCCCCACUUUCUUAACACGACCCGUCUUCCACCUAUCUUCAUGUCAUCUGCAAUCUUAGCAACAAGUCCCUUAGUUCCUUGGUUCAGAUUGCUAAUGUAUAACUUGAACAGUUGUGGUCCCAACACCAACCCCUUAUGGAAUUCCUUUAGUCAACAGCUGCCAUCCUGAAAAAGACCCCUUUAUCCCUACUAUCUGUGACAGUUCCUUGUCCUUAACACCAUGGGCUGUUAUCUUGUUUAGCAGUCUCCUGUGCAGCACUUUAUCACAGGAUUUCUGGAAAUAUAAAUCGAUCACAUCCACUGGCUCUCCUUUUGUCUUACUUGCAUGUUACCUCAGCCAGACCCCAGUUACCCUCAUCUUCUUAUCCGCCCUCCCCAGGCAGAGAACCACCUCCAGCCCCUCCCCUUGAACAUUCCUAUUCUCAGAAUCCCUGUGAACUGUAUCCAUGUGGUGUGCUACUCUGCCAAUCGCAGGCUGGCUCUCUCCUGCUCAUAGGCUCACCUGUACGCUACGGUACCACACCCGGGAAACUGGCCUCUGAUUGGUGGACUGAUUCCUUGCAAAACCUUCCACUUAGACCCACAAGUUGAAAUUCCAGCCUCAAAUAAAACAUAAAAGAUUCAAAAACAAUAAGCUUGCACUUUUAUUUUCCACGGAUCCUUCCUGUGUAAGGUUGUGUAAUUAUUAAUUAUGGGGACCCUGCAAAUUUAGAAUAAACUUCCCUUUAGUAAAGAGUGGCCAGAUGUAAAGCAGACAUGAGAUGUUUUUGGCGGGGUUGUGUGAGGUUGGGAGGCUGUAAAUCAGGUGUGCACUUCCUAUUUUAGCUUAUUUCAUUCUAGAGUUGGUGAUUUAUCUGUCAUCCGUACACAGCCCCAGUCUUGUGACUUGUUUGAAUAUUGACUGUGGGAGUAGAAGUUAUCCGAGUUAAUCUUCCUCUGCCUGACAUGUGAGAUUUGUCCAAGUCAUUCUUGACUUUUCUCUUCACCAUUCCUUUCCAUUCCAGGACGAGGGUGCCUGAGACUGGCAAUGGCAUCAUUUAUGCCAUUGUGAUUUGAGUUCACAACACAUGAGUUAGAUUUUAGCCACUUCCCACACUCAAACCAUGCCACCUGCCUUGGAGUGCUCACAUGCUUAGAUAGUUGCAAUUUUGCAGCUAUAGACCGUGACAUCUCCUUGUCCAUGUCCUGUUGAUGUUUUAAUGCAAACAGGUGCUGAGAGACUUGAGUGGAGCAGAAAAACUCAGUGAAGAGGUUGGGAUGGCUUGUCUGCUAUAUAUUUUAUUAUUAAACAGACAGGUUUACUCCAUUAGGAAAAUAUUCUUGCAUUCUCUUUGCCGUAUUUUUCUUUCACAGUAUAUCUGGGAUUAGGUUUUGGUGCGUAUGUUCACAAUCAUUGAUCCCUUCAGUGUGGAAAGAGGCCAUUCGGCCCAUUGGUUCUGUACUGACCCCCUGAAGAGGAUCUCACUCUGAUCUAAACCCCUACUGUAUCCCCAUAACUCCACAUUCUUAUGGCUAACCCACCCAGCCUGCAUUUCCCUGGACUCUACAGGGCAGUUGCCUAUGGCCAAUCUAUCUAACCUGCACAUUUUUGUGACAUGUUGCUUCUUUCCUUUUACUUUCAAGGCUGGUACGUGUGAAAACAGAAUUGUAAUGUUUCUGUCAACUGCCCUAGAACCUUGUGAGAAUAUUAACUCAGCAGACCACCUAAUAUGGGGCUGGAGAUCUUGAUCCAUUUCUGUCUCAGUGGCUUCGUGAAGAGCAGCACAGUGGCUCAGUGGGUAGAACUGCUGUCUCACAGGGCCAGGGAAUAAAGUUUGGUUCUAGCCUUGGGCCACUGUCUCUGCAGAGUUUCAGAUUCUCCCUGUGUCUGUGUGGCCUUCCUCCUGCAGCCCAAGACUCUGCAGGUUAGGUGGGUUAGCCAUGUGAAGUCAAUGUGCCAAAUGGCCUGUUUUGAUCCUUUUUUACCUUUCAUUGUAUUGGCCGAACUGCUACCCCAUGCGUGUAGUACAGCUGAUACGGUGAUUAUCCAAGACAGGUUCGGUUGAUCACAACUUUGUUUCCUUUUUGGUGCCUCUAGUCAGUCUAAUUUUGUUUUCUCUGCAUGGGCCUUGGUGAUCUGUGUGUGGCGGUGACUUCCAGAACUGGAAGACAAUGCUGGGAAUUAUCUGAUCACAGUCGUUGUGCAGUUUAGCAGGAGUGCUAGUCAGUGUGGCGCUGGCCUCAUAGGUUUUUUUAAAUUCAUUAACACGAUGAGGAAAUCACUGGCGAGGCAGCAUUUAUUGUCCAUCCCUGAUUGCGUACUGGGCAGUUCAGAGUCAGCCACGUUGCCGUGGGUCCGACGUCACAUAUCGGCCAGACCAAGUAAGGUUGGCAAUUUCCUUCCCUGAAGGACAUUAGGUGAUGAGCGAAAAACCAGCAUGGUGAUAAUUAAAUGAAGAAUUUGGGAGAAAUUUCUUAUUAUCAGAAAUUGGCAAGAAUGUGGAAAUUAAGCAGAUUUUAAGGCAAAUCUCAGUGCAACAUUAGAGAGAAACAACUGUCUAUGUGGGAUUGGAUGAAGAGUGCUGGGAGAGACGUGUGUGGGACAUAAACACAGUUGUGGCUUAAUUUGGCGCAUUUCUGUGCAAUACCAUCUAUGUAAUCCCUACAGGCAAUGAUUUAUUGAAUGAGAGGAUGGAGCUUUCUAAUAGGGUGAACCACACAUGGUUAACUGCACACAAUUGAUAUAUACCUGUGCACUAAGAUAUAGAAUGAGGACAAGAUUGAACUUGAUUAUAAUUAGGUUUUAUUGUCACAUGUACUCCGAUACAGGAGUACAGUAUAAAGUGUACAAAGUCACCAUAUCAAUGCUACCUUGGGUACAAAUGAGCCUAGGUGCAAAAUUUUGGGUAUUCAUAGAAAAAUAAAGUUAAAAGUUCAGCAUUACAGCCCUUCUAAAGCAGAGGGGGGAGAAAAAGUAGAUGGAGCAGUCCGGUCUGUGCCAGCCUCACCUUGAGGCUGGGGACAAGUAGUGGAUAUGACUCAUUUUCUGAUCUUGUUGUCAAUGAAAGUGUACUCCUCUUGAGGCCAAAUCUGGGGAGCUGCUGGCACUAGUGGUUAACUGGAAGGUGAUAUCAAGCAGUGUCUUCAGGGGAAAAGGAGAACGACGGUUUGGAAAAUGCAUUGAAGCCUGAAGAUGUCUAAUUUAGAACAAUGCAUAUGUCCCAGAAACUGUCCACCAUUGUGUUACAUCUCAGCGUUCUCUUCCAUUGGAUCAUCAGUAGCGCAACGAUUGUCCACCAUUUGAAGAAAGGAGCCCAGAGUAGCACAGACACAGGCACUUUAUAAGCUCCUUUCAGCUGGUAAUGUGUUCUUCCCGCAGGAGGGUUGGACCCUGAAUUCCUGCCUCCAGGAACUAAGUGUAUGAGUUCUUGUCUGAUGCAUUGUUGUUCUUGACAAUGUUAGACCAGUGCCCUUGCUCCCCUCAUCAAAUGGUUCCAAGUCAAUGGGGAAGAUCCCAUGACACUUGUGGAAAAUAAAUUAUAUUCCUCUAACCUGGUAUUCAUCCCUGAGCCAAUGUCACCUAAAACCAAUUAACUGGCCAGUCAACUUGACAGCAGUUUGUGGAAUUAUUGUGCUGAGUGGAGCAAAGCUGACUUAUUGCCUGUAUUUCAGAAAUAAUACUUUGUGAAGUGCUUUUUGAGUUGUGCAAGACUUUGCAAAAAAAUCAAAUGAUUGAGGGGAGAGGAUAAAAGCAAUGGUUAAUGUUUUCCUUUUUCUGACUCUUGCCUGUCCUUCACCUCCCGUCCCAUCAUCCACACCCUCCCACUAAUGCCCCGACCCCAUGGUUAGUUUGUUGUCGAGCGUCCGUUGUUUUAGUUCAUUUACCAUUAUUUCGCAAAUGUCCAGAAGGUGCAUUGUAGUUCUUUCAAACAGAAUCCGAGGUUAUUUUGAACAAAUUGGUGCUGAACGUACCAAAUGUCAUAGGUCCUAGGUGUAAUCGCUUAGCUGCUUCACAGAACUGUUUGAUGUUGGACUCUAGGUCAUUCUAUGUGUAGUUGUCAGGAGAUACCAUCAGCAGUGUUAGGGAAAUGGUGAGGAAGUUAAUAGACAGGCAUUCUUUUGUCACUCUGACUAAAUAAGCUCUGGGAAAGGUUUAAAGGAAUAACUGUGAGGUGACCUCUGUCCUUUUUAAGGCUGUAGUCCCUGACACAACAUGAUUAAUGAUGACGUGUCUGUCCUGGCAGUAAAACCACACUGAUACUGAAGUAAGUAUGAUUUGAUUUGCACUGAUCACAUUAAUCUUGUCAGGAAUAGUGUCAACCUUGACUUUUAAUGUGGUACAUGAUUAUAGAAAGAUUUGUGGUUGGAAAUAAUUUAAUUUGACUCUUACUGCAAAAUUAAUUCGCAAUUUACAAAAUUCUCAAGUUGCCUUUGUUUGGUGCUUUUGGGGUAAAGUCAGGAGAACAAAAUUGCACAUUAAGCAUUCUAGCUGAAGGGUGUACCAAGAGAAAAUGACACUGCUACACAAUUUUUUUUCCAAAAAUGUCAUUGGUUUUCAGUCAUGCAGAUCAUAACAGGAGGCACUAAUUUAUCAUUUAAAGAGUGCUUUGACUGCAGGGAUUGACAGGCCAGAGGUCAAAGAAAAUGAGAGGCAAAGGUCAUAUCAUGAUAAGCCUGCCCAAAAAAAUGCUAAGCCAGAAAGAUUGAUGAUUUUUCAAACAGAGGAGCAAACAUUUCUGUUUUCAUGUGAUCUCUGGACAGCACUCUGCUCAAAAAUCACAAUGUCUUCCCCUCAAUACUGAUUGUUAUACCAGAAGCAGUCUGCAACAUUAAAUGCAGCAGAGAAGAUAAUCACUUGCAUAUAUUUAUUCCACUGCGUGUGGAGGAUUCCUGUUGCCUAUUGACCAAAAUGUAGCUAUUUUGACAGCAGAAGUAUUAAUUUGCAAGAUGGAAUUCAUUCCUGCAACUUUGAGGUCUUUUGACCUUCUCCAAUUGUCUUCACACUCUAAUUGUCCCUGUCUAUGAGUGGACCUUAAACCUCUGUGCUCAGCAGUGACUUGUGGAAGUUGAGUACUGGGUCUGGGCGGACUGUCUUAAGAGGAGAGGUUGAGUAGUUUGGGAUUGUACUCAUUAGAGUUUUAGAAGAACAAGAGGCGACCUUAUUCAGAAGUCUUAGGGGACAUGACAGUGUAGAUGAGUAAAGGUUAUUUUGCCAUUUAUGGGAGAGUCUAGUACCAGAGAUCAUAACGUCAGAGUAAGAGGUCACCUAUUUAAGACAGCGAUGAGGAAGAAUGUUAUCUCUCAGAAUCUGCAAAUUUAUUGCAGAGGAUUGUCAUGGUGGGAUCAUUAAGUAUAUUCAAGGCUGAGAGUUUUAAGGGAAUCAGAAUUAUGGGGAAAGGGCAGGAAGGUGGAGUUGAGGCUUAUCAGAUCAGACAUGAUCUCAUUGAAUGGUGGCGCAGGCUUGAUGGGCUGAAUGGCUUACUUCUGCCCCCACAUCUUAUGGUUUAAUGUGUCCAAGGCCUGAGUAUCUUCAAGUGCUUCAUCAAUGGCCUUCCCUCCAUCAUGAGACCAAUAUGUCAGACAAAAGUGCUGGAGAUCCCAGCAGGUCAGGCAGCAUCCGUGGAGAGAAAGCAAGCUAAUGUUUUCAGCUUAGAUGUUUCCAUGGAUGCUGUCAGACCUGCUGCAAUUUCCAGCAUUUUUUUGUUUUCAGUACAGAUUCCAGCAUCUGCAGUAGUUUGCUCCUACACUGUUGGAGUGCCAGCUGGUGUGUGUAGACCCAUUAAGCAGCUAUGCAAAUUAGUGAGGGGCUCCCAUAGUGUGGUAGUGUUCCUACAACUGGCCCAGAAUAUCCAGAAUCAACUUGCACCUUCCUCAGAGGUGCAUCCACUUCUGCGCAUCCCCAGUUGUUCAUCGUUCCGAAUCUGACGGCUCCCUGAGCCCUAUUUCUUGAAUUUCUUGCUAAAGCACUCUUCUGUUUCUUCCUGUUUGUAAUGUACUCCUUAAAGGUUUUCAUAUACCCCUUAAAGCUGUCACCUUUACUCAGGCUUCUGAAUGUGGUUCAAUAUGAAAUGCUGUUUUUGCUAAUGAGAUGUGUUUCUGUGUUAAAACCUCAACAGUUCUUAAAUUUCCUCUCUUUUUCCCAUUCCCCUUCCUG
Molecule: messenger RNA, 9603 nt
Organism: Stegostoma tigrinum
Lineage: Eukaryota; Metazoa; Chordata; Chondrichthyes; Orectolobiformes; Stegostomatidae
Gene: ccnd1
Product: cyclin D1
Exons: 5
Coding region: 228-1133 (301 amino acids)
Biological process (GO): mitotic cell cycle phase transition; positive regulation of G1/S transition of mitotic cell cycle; regulation of cyclin-dependent protein serine/threonine kinase activity
Cellular component (GO): cyclin-dependent protein kinase holoenzyme complex; cytoplasm; nucleus
Molecular function (GO): cyclin-dependent protein serine/threonine kinase regulator activity
Source: RefSeq, a predicted model, not a curated record